Molecule: messenger RNA, 1533 nt
Organism: Cyclocybe aegerita
Lineage: Eukaryota; Fungi; Basidiomycota; Agaricomycetes; Agaricales; Hemipholiotaceae
Source: the annotation of a GenBank genome assembly
AUGACCGCCCUCCACCACACAUCCGAUGCCGCCGCCGAUGCAGCGCUCCUCGACAUGCUUACAGGUCCCAAUCCACGGGCAGCCAAGUCUGCAUUCGCUCGCCGCGAUGCAGCUCUCGACCCCCUCCUGAUAGCAGCCGCCUUUGCAUCGGGCCCUCACGUCACCAGAAACCAUUACCAUCAUGAUUUCUUUCCUGGCGUAAUGCUCCCCAAGGCCGAGGGUGCAUGGGACUGGACAAAGUACACCGGUGAAGACGCCUCCAAACCACCUCGCAAGAAGUACGCCUAUGUCAGCCGGCAAGGUCCCCGCAGGCAGCGUCUUGCCAGUUCAGAAGAGACCAAGGAGAACGAUGAACCUCGUGAGACCGAGCCUCUAAAGCCGGCCGACAAUCUCCCACUCCCGUCCAAGAAGCGUCGGUCAUCCGUGGUAGCCGUGGCUAGUGCUACUAUUUCCGACGCCACAUCCCGCCACAGAUCGCAGAGCAUUCUGGGAUCGGCUCAAAAGACAGAUACUUCCCUACCCCCACUCGAAGUCAGAUGCAUGGCGCGGACCCGUAUACCCACCCCGCACGGUCCCGCAUUUUUGCACCUAUACCACAAUAAUCGCGACUCCAAGGAGCACCUUGCCAUUGUAAUCGAUCCCGCUCAACUGUCGGAUUCUCCCAACUCCAUUCCCGUCGCAUCACCUAUCCGGUCACGUUCUCUGGACUCGGUAUGGAGUGAAACGGAAACCGAAAUGGAUCGCAUUAUCCGGGGCGCCUACGUCGGCCGACUGUCCUCAGCGUCACAGCAAGCUUCCACGCCAUCCAGUGAACCCCCGCACUCAAGAUCCUUGGGAGGCGUCAUUCCCCCACCCCUGAUCCGAAUUCAUUCUGAGUGCUUCACCGGGGAAACCGUGGGUAGCAUGCGAUGUGAUUGCGGUGAGCAGCUCGAUGAAGCCAUCCGACAAAUUUCCCUGCCCAUUUCUCUUCCCUCCACCCCUUCGAAUCCCAGCGGGACGAUGAUUCCAGGGCGCGGUGCGGUCAUCUAUUUGCGUCAAGAGGGCCGCGGGAUCGGGCUUCUGUCGAAAAUACGUGCCUACAACCUGCAGGAUAUGGGCCACGACACCGUUACCGCGAACCUGAUGCUCGGCCAUAAAGCGGAUGAAAGAGGCUACGAAAUAGCUGGUGCUAUUCUAAGAGACCUUAGCCUCGGGACGGACCCUUCGACGUCGUCUAUUUCGGAGGGUGUUCGUGUUCUGACGAACAAUCCGGAUAAGGUCGAGGCGUUGAAGCAGGAGGGUGUCCGCGUAGCGGAACGGGUACCCAUGAUUCCUCGCAGCUGGCAGCAACGGAAAGCAGCCACAGAUGCGACGGCCGCCCACGAUCAUGCCCACAUUAUCGUUGCUGACUCGAACGAUGUCGCAGGCGCUACGAUGAUUGGAGGAAAGGCCGUUCACGGCGAGGAUCUCGACAAGUACCUGCGAACAAAAGUAUUGCGGAUGGGCCAUAUGCUGCCGUUGUGGAUGGAGGAGACUGAGCUUAUUAUCUACUAA